Molecule: messenger RNA, 2309 nt
Organism: Musa acuminata subsp. malaccensis (wild Malaysian banana)
Lineage: Eukaryota; Viridiplantae; Streptophyta; Magnoliopsida; Zingiberales; Musaceae
Product: sodium/hydrogen exchanger 1
Biological process (GO): proton transmembrane transport; potassium ion transmembrane transport; regulation of intracellular pH
Cellular component (GO): plasma membrane
Molecular function (GO): sodium:proton antiporter activity; potassium:proton antiporter activity
Source: RefSeq, a predicted model, not a curated record
GCGAGUGACCGAGGGAAGCGGGAUCCUCAUGGACGUCUGAGUUCGCUCUGCGAUCCCUAUGUCGCCCUCGAUCCACUUGAAUUCCCCUGCUCUCGUCCUUUUCAUCGAACCCUAGUUGUUGCUUGCACUCCCCGCGACGUCUCCGCAAAGAAAGCCGGCUUUCUUUUGUCUCUCGCCUCUCCGAUUCUCACGAAGGAAGGCUUGUUUCUUCCCGAUUCAGGCACCUAGCUUCGACAUUUGUGAGCUGAGACCCUGCCAUGGACUCGUGGGAGACGUGAACCGCCCGGCUUGCCCCUGUCUUGCUCGAGUCCGGCGGCGUUCUGUUGUGAUUUGCUCGGUUUCUGGUAGGGCAGGCAUGGUGUUCGACCUGGUGGCACCACUGGGGAUGGCGGCGGCCACGUCCGACCACACUUCGGUAGUGUCGAUCAACCUCUUCGUGGCGCUGCUUUGCGGCUGCAUUGUGAUCGGCCACCUCCUCGAGGAGAACCGUUGGAUGAACGAGUCCAUCACCGCCCUCAUCAUCGGAUUGUGCACGGGGAUUGUCAUCUUGCUGACGACCAAGGGGAAGAGCUCUCACGUCCUAGUCUUCAGUGAGGACCUCUUUUUCAUUUAUCUUCUCCCACCGAUAAUUUUCAAUGCCGGGUUCCAGGUAAAAAAGAAACAGUUUUUCCGUAACUUUAUGACAAUCAUGCUGUUUGGUGCAGUUGGAACAUUGAUUUCCUUUUUCAUAAUUUCUUUCGGAGCCAUUGCAUUGUUCAGAAAAAUGGAUAUUGGUUCACUAGACAUAGGAGAUUUUCUCGCAAUAGGGGCAAUAUUCUCAGCAACAGAUUCUGUCUGUACCCUGCAGGUUCUUAAUCAGGAUGAAACACCUUUGCUGUAUAGCUUGGUUUUUGGUGAAGGUGUGGUGAAUGAUGCCACAUCAGUUGUCCUUUUCAACGCAAUCCAAAAUUUUGAUCUUGUUCAUAUUGAUGCUAUUAUAGUGUUCAAGUUUUUGUCAAACUUUUGUUAUCUGUUUAUCACCAGCACUUUCCUUGGAGCAUUUAGUGGCUUGCUAAGUGCGUACAUCAUCAAGAAAUUGUAUUUUGGGAGGCACUCCACUGAUCGUGAAGUUGCACUAAUGAUUCUCAUGGCGUACCUAUCAUAUAUGCUGGCUGAAUUGUUAGAUUUAAGUGGCAUUCUCACAGUAUUCUUCUGUGGCAUAGUAAUGUCACACUACACCUGGCAUAAUGUGACAGAGAGCUCAAGAGUUACUACCAAGCAUUCCUUCGCAACAUUGUCAUUUAUUGCUGAGACUUUCUUGUUCCUUUAUGUUGGAAUGGAUGCAUUGGACAUCGAAAAGUGGAAGUUUGUCAGUGGAAGCCCUGGAAAAUCAGUUGGUGUUAGCUCAAUUCUCAUUGGCUUGGUUCUAAUUGGAAGAGCUGCUUUUGUUUUCCCACUGUCCUUCUUAUCCAACUUGACAAAGAAGUCUCCUGAUGAGAAAAUCAUCUUUAAGCAACAAAUCACAAUAUGGUGGGCAGGUCUUAUGAGAGGUGCUGUUUCAAUGGCACUUGCUUACAAUCAGUUUGCGAGAUCUGGCCAUACACAAUUGCGAGGGAAUGCGAUAAUGAUCACCAGCACAAUAACAGUUGUUCUCUUUAGCACUGUGGUGUUUGGAUUGAUGACAAAGCCUCUCGUGAGGCUUCUAUUGCCUCAUAGCGCAAAGCAUCUUAGCAGUAUAUUAUCUGAGCCAUCAACUCCCAAAGCCCUGUCAUGUCCACUUCUUGAAAACAGGCAUGGAUCAGAGGGUGAAAUGGGAGGCCAGCUCAUACCUCGACCAACUAGACUGGGAAUGCUCCUGAGCAAGCCAACUCACACGGUUCAUCACUAUUGGCGCAAGUUUGACGAUGCAUUUAUGCGUCCAAUGUUUGGUGGGCGAGGUUUCGUUCCUUUUGUGCCUGGUUCACCAAUUGAACAAGACCUUCAUGAAUGACAAUAGCCCGCAAAGGAAAUGGAGAAAAAAAAAAAAAGUAGACAAUGGAAAGAAAACAGCGACGAAAAUAGUUUCAUUGUACAUAUGGGUAUGGAUACUCUUUAAAUCUUGGACUUUGUUGAUCUUAAUGCUGGAUUGCUGUGUACAUAUUUUCUUCUCAUCGUUUGAUUGGUAUGCUUAGAGUCAUAUUGCUAUCAGUUCAUCGAAGGGCUUCUUUGUUUUUGUGGUAUGUAGUGACUUUGUGUUUUACUUGCCUAAAGAUGCGAGGUUGGAUGUCAUCUGUUAUAUUGUAAAUCUGUUGGAAAUUACUUCAUUAAUGGUUACUUCUUCAUUAUGUCUA